Molecule: messenger RNA, 447 nt
Organism: Caenorhabditis elegans
Lineage: Eukaryota; Metazoa; Nematoda; Chromadorea; Rhabditida; Rhabditidae
Gene: C01G12.16
Product: RAP domain-containing protein
Exons: 4
Coding region: 1-300 (99 amino acids)
Source: RefSeq, marked reviewed
AUGAACUGUUAUCAAUAUAAAAUAGUGUGUCAAGUGAAAUAUGAAGUUUUGGCAAUAGUAAAUACAUUCCAAUUACUGAAAAUUCAAAGUGUUCACAGUGGUUUGCCAAUUCCCGUGGUUUCGGAUGAUCAGCUGAAGAAACUUCAACAACUCCAAGAUUUGCUAAUUUUCAAUAAUAUUCAUGCGGAAAACUUUGAUCUGGGUGAUUUCACGACGGAAUGCCUCAUAAAUGCUGAAAUACAACUGGAACUAUAUCUUAAUUCUUGUAUUGCUGUGGGAUACUUCUAUCAGUGUCAAUAAAAAUGAAUUUAAAAAAAAUUAUUCAAAAUUUCUUUCAAAGCGGUGGGUUGGAAUGGCAACUGCAAAUGUACCUUCGAAUACAGAAUCUGGAAAGUCGGUGUUUUUGUUUGAGUGAAUGAUAAGCUUGAAUAAAGGGAUUUGAUCAAA